Messenger RNA from Mya arenaria, 1823 nucleotides. RefSeq names its product phosphopantothenate--cysteine ligase-like. Lineage: Eukaryota; Metazoa; Mollusca; Bivalvia; Myida; Myidae. Gene Ontology annotation, molecular function: phosphopantothenate--cysteine ligase activity. The transcript is spliced from 6 exons. The record is from RefSeq and is a predicted model, not a curated record. The coding region runs from base 17 to 946 and encodes 309 amino acids. Gene Ontology annotation, biological process: coenzyme A biosynthetic process. Gene Ontology annotation, cellular component: cytoplasm; nucleus.
GGUUUUUGUUUACAAUAUGGCGGAAGCAGUGGAUUUCUUUAACAAAACAAGUGAACCACCUGGAUUUCAAGUAAAAUGUGAUAAAAUUAAUGAGUUUUGUCGUGACCAUAGGACUUGCAGAGAUAUACCAAUAGUCCUUGUAACAUCUGGCGGAACAACUGUCCCACUAGAAGGCAACACUGUCAGAUUCAUAGACAACUUCAGCAUUGGCACUCGGGGAUCUGCAUCCGCAGAAUAUUUCCUGGACCAAGGUUAUGCUGUGAUAUUCCUGCACCGAGCUCGGUCAUUGCAGCCUUUUGCCCGACAUCUUCCUCAAACUCAUCUCUUAGACAUUCUACAGAUUCAGCCAGAUGGAUGUCUCCAAGUUCGAGAAGAAGAAAGCCAAAAGAUUGCCAAAGUUGUAGAGAGAUACCAUUCUGUCAUGAGGGAAGGGAGACUACUCCUGGUGGAUUUCACAUCACUUGGGGAUUACCUCCACUUACUGAGGGCCACAUCACGAAUUCUUAAUCCCCUUGGAAAAAGGGCUAUUCUGUAUCUGGCAGCUGCUGUGUCUGACUUUUAUAUUCCUGUUGAUAAGAUGCCUGAGCACAAGAUUCAAUCAAGCAAUGGUCCUCUACAACUGUCACUGGAGCUUGUACCAAAAAUGUUGGAGGCCCUUGUAAAACACUGGCUUCAGGAGGCAUACAUUGUCUCCUUCAAGCUUGAAACAAACCCAGACCUUCUUAUUGGAAAAGCCAGACAGGCCCUCAACAAAUAUGGCCAUCAGCUCGUCAUUGGCAACAUACUUACCACGCGUAAACACUCUGUGGUUAUGGUUACACAGAAUGGGGAGGAGAGUAUACAACUAAAUUCAGGGGAGAUCACUGCUGGAGUUGAGAUCGAGACCAAGAUUGUGGAGAACAUUGUCACUCGAUAUAAUAAGUUUUGUGAGGAACAAAGUCAUUGAUGGAUUUUUUAUUUUAAAUAUGAAUUUAUUUUUAUUCUUAAUUUUACAUGGGUAGUCAAAAACAAGUGUAUCAAAUGUUCAUGAUCAUCAUUGAUGUGUGAUAUAUAAAUCAAACAUCAUGGCUGUACAUACUGGUUUUAUAUAUUUUUCGUUUCAUAUCGUUUUUGACAAUUGUUGUGUUAGGGACAUAUAGCUUAUCUGUUGUUGUUGUUUUGCGCAAAAAGGUCGACUUAUUGUGAAAAAGAUACACACACGGAAGCCAAAAUGUUGUGUGGUCUUGUUUCAUGACAUAAUAGCCCCAAGAUUGUGCCUAUAGACAGGGAUUAUUUUUGAAUCGUUGACUACUGGGCUUGUCCCUGAAGUUUUCAUCGUAUUAUUAUCAUUAUCUGAAAAUUGAACAAACAAUCAUCUAGAGACACACAAGAUGACAGACACAGUUUACGUAGGUAUGUGAAUUGUUAUACCUUAUUUCCUUGUACAAUUUGCAUUGUAUAGGAGCGUAAUAAGGCACCAACCAAAUAGACUGCAUGAUAUCCACAUUUUUGAAAAAUUAUGAGAAGCAAAGAAUGGUUUAGUAUUUGGAAAUAAUAGCCAGCCGAAGUUAUUGGCCCGCUACUAGUCAAAAUUGGCCACUAAACUAAGAAGCUACUAGUCUCCGUUACCCUUGAUAUGCGCAUAAUACACGGCCAGGUGCAUGUAGUCACUCCAAAUGGAAAUUUGGCAUAGCUUUACCUAAAUUUUGCAACAAUGUUUGCUGAUAUUAUCUGAUAUUGGCUCUGUUUGUCCGAAGCGACCAAUUGUAUCUAAAAAAAAUGAUUUGUAAUAGUAUUUACUAUUGGGAAAUAAACAGUGCAGUUGACCGGCAAAUACUGUUUAA